ACGGCGCCCGGCCGGCGAGGGGCCGGAGGAGGAGGUCGCGGAGGAGGGGCAGCCGCGGACCCGGCCAUGGCGCUCGACUUCCUGGCUGGAUGCGCCGGGGGUGUGGCGGGCGUGCUGGUGGGACACCCGUUUGACACAGUCAAGGUGCGGCUGCAGGUCCAGAGCGGGGAGAAGCCACAGUAUCGUGGGACCCUGCACUGCUUCCAGUCCAUCAUCAAGCAGGAGAGCGUGCUGGGUCUGUACAGGGGCCUGGGGUCCCCCCUCAUGGGGCUCACCUUCAUCAACGCGCUGGUGUUCGGCGUGCAGGGCAACACGCUCCGCGCGCUGGGUCGCGACUCGCCGCUGAACCAGUUCCUGGCGGGCGCGGCGGCGGGCGCCAUCCAGUGCAUCAUAUGCUGCCCCAUGGAGCUGGCCAAGACGCGGCUGCAGCUGCAGGACGCGGGCCCGGCGCGCACCUACCGCGGCUCGCUGCACUGCCUGGCGCACAUCUACCGGCAGGAGGGCCUGCGCGGCGUCCACCGGGGCAUGGUGUCCACCCUGCUCCGCGAGACGCCCAGCUUCGGCGUCUACUUCCUCUCCUACGACGUGCUGACGCGCGCGCUGGGCUGCGAGCCGGGCGACCGGCUGCUGGUUCCCAAGCUGCUGCUGGCGGGCGGCACCGCGGGCAUCCUGUCCUGGCUCUCCACCUACCCCGUGGACGUGGUCAAGUCGCGGCUGCAGGCCGACGGGCUGCGGGGCGCCCCGCGCUACCGGGGCAUCCUGGACUGCGCGCGCCAGAGCUACCAGGCCGAGGGCUGGCGCGUCUUCACCCGCGGGCUGGCCUCCACGCUGCUGCGCGCCUUCCCGGUCAACGCUGCCACCUUUGCCACCGUCACUGUGGUGCUGUCCUACGCCCGCGGUGAGGAGGCCCAGCCGGAGGAUGAGGCUGUGCCCACGGCAGCCCCCGCCCUGGCCCAGCCCUCCAGCCUGUGAGGCCCCGUCUGCGGGCAGGAUCCCGCAGGGCCUGCUUCUCAGCCACCCCAUGGAGACGCACCUGGGCCCGGGGCCUGGCCCCAGCUGUUAGCCGUGGGCACCGUGAGGCCUGCGUGGGUUGGUGACAUGGGCCACGAGCCCCCAGCUCCUCCGCCCUCGGCUGUGAGACAGGGCUCCUCACACCCUCUCCGCACACCUGAAGCCUGUGCAGCGCUGAGCCUGGUGCCUGGAAUCUUCCAGAAACCCACCAAACACUCCAGCCCACCCUAGGCCUCUAGCCACCACCUCCACAGGGUUUCUGUUGCCCACCCACGGCCACAUGGGAACUCAAUUGGCAGAACUUCUACAUGGCCGAGUUCCAGGGACACUUCUUGGCCACCUGUCCAGCCUGUGGCUGGGACAGUGACGGCCUGGGGGGGGCCUCCUGGUGUCGGAACUUAGUCCUUCACCUGCCCCUCUUCUCCACAUGGCACAGGGGAAGGGCCUGCUGCUGCCACGCUGGAGGGUGAUGUGACCCACCGAGAAGCCCCAGGGCCCGCGGGGGUAUCCCAGCACGGUGGGGCAGACGGGGCCUGUUCACCCUCUGGGCCUUGAGCUGUCCGACUGUAAAAUGGCCGUGGGUCAGCUGGUCAGGGAUCCCCAAGGUGUGCAGGGGGUGGAUGAGGCCGGGGAGGACCUCACUUCCCAGCAACGGUGUUUCCCUGGGCAGCGCCUCAGUGCCCAUGUCCCAGGAGGCCACCGAAUGGGCUGUUUGGGUUCCUUUGUGCUAAGGGGGUACUAAGCCCACGCCCCAGGGGCCGUCCCUAGAAGUCAGGCCCUCGCCCCAGAUGCAGCCCACCCUGAGCGUAUGGUGACACCGUGCAGAGGCCCCCGAGGGAAUAAAGUGUUCGUUCUUUGCUUUUUUAAGAGCUUGGGGCUUCCUUUGCGCAAAGUGGAGGGAAGGGCUUCAUUCUCGGGCUGCUCCCAGGAGCCAGAGCGGCCGCCCUGGUGGCCGUGCGCCCUUGGACCCUGCUGGCUGCUUGGCUGCGGGACUCGGGGCAAGCUAGACCCUCAGUCUCCUUGUCUGCCAGUCAGGGCUCACGCAAGCCCAGGGGUCAGUGAGGAAAGCGGGGUUUCCCCCUUGCCCCCAGCGAGUGAUCCCAGGAGUCUGCUGUCCCGAGGCUGGUCCUGGCUCCUGCCCGGCCUGCAGGUGUGGGCCGGCAGCGAGGGUAGUGAACUGGGAGGGUGCCUACUGGUGCCAGUUGGGAGCACUAGAGGGCAGAGGAUCUGAAAUAAGCCCCAGCAGCCUCAGGGCUCCGUGAGGCCCGCUUCCCGGAGGUCACCUCCUUUGGCAAAGGGGUGUCCUGCUGGGUACCCAGGCCCCUGAGCCUCCCCAGCUACCAGCAGGAAGCUCUGUCCUUCCCAACUCCUGAGCCCAAAGCCACACCCGCCUGUAGGAGAGAGGCCCCAGCUUUCCCCCCAGGAGGGCCCCCAGCCUCCAGUUCUUCACACACCAUUUAACCCUCAGCACCAGCCUGCAGCCCCAGGCUUCUCUGCAGCUGGGAAACCGGUGACCCCACCCCAGCACAGCACGGGGCCGCAGCCCCUCCCCUUCCUGUGCCCCCAGUUCUCUUCCCUCUGAAAGGAGCCAGGCAGAUGCUGAAGAGCUGGCCCCCGGUGCACCCCCCCACCCUGCGAGCUGAGGUCAGGUGUCAGCACGGUGGCUAACGUGGAAGCGCCAGGGGAGCAGGCGGAGCUGUGAGGAGCGGGUGUGGGCGCUGCGCCCCGCCUGCUGGUGUAGGUACUGCCUGUUCUGUUCUUGGCUUUUUUUCACUUGACAAUUAUCUUGGAGAUGGCACUUGUUCCCGGGGCUGCCACAGCAGAACAGCACGGCCCGGCCCGUGUGGCUGAGACAACAGACGUUUCUCCUCUCGGCCUUCUGGAGGCCAGAAUCUGAGGUUCAGGUGUGGGCAGUGCGGUUCCUUCCGGGGGCCGUGGAGCCUGGAGGAGCACGGCUGAGGAGCACCGCAGCCUCUCCCAGCGUCUUGGGGCCGGCCCCCGGGCUGUGGGCAGUGCCCAUCUCUGCCUGUGCACGCGGUCCCUCUCCGGAAGCCCCCGUGGCUUGGGUCACAGGGAGUCAGUCUUUGCCUUCAGGGCCUGCCCUGCCUUAGUCUGCUGAGACCCCACUUCCAAGUAGGGCCACGCCCACAGGUGGCGCUGGGGGAGGACAGCAACUUGUCUUCUGGGGGUACAAUUCUACCACAACCAGCUUGUCAAUGUCCGUGGGCCAAGUAUGUGGGUGAAUGCCCCUACUUGCUUCGUCGGGCAGCACUGGGACUGGUAUCUGGUCUUAGGGUGCUAGUAGCUGACCCGCCCACGGAGGGCAGAGGUCGCUGAGGCCCUCUGACAGCCUGGAUGAUGGAGGCGGAAGGAAGGUGGGGGCUCACCGCGGGGUCACGAGGCCGGAGAGGGCCACCAGGCCACAGCAGGGCGAGGCGCCCUCCAGGGGCUCACGGGGUUCCAGUGUGCUGGGCUCCAGUGUGUCUGCACGAAGUGGCCCCGUGCCCCAGAGCUGGACGCGCCAUAAAAGGGAGGCGUGGGCCUGCGACACAACCCUUGACCUCUGCCCCUCUGCCUGGUGCAACAGGCCACAGCUGUGGCCCUGCCGGGCCAGGCAGGGUGUCACUGGCAGCCACUUCCAGGACCUGGUGGG
Molecule: messenger RNA, 3664 nt
Organism: Talpa occidentalis (Iberian mole)
Lineage: Eukaryota; Metazoa; Chordata; Mammalia; Eulipotyphla; Talpidae
Gene: SLC25A29
Product: solute carrier family 25 member 29
Exons: 4
Coding region: 67-972 (301 amino acids)
Biological process (GO): mitochondrial L-ornithine transmembrane transport
Cellular component (GO): mitochondrion
Molecular function (GO): high-affinity L-arginine transmembrane transporter activity
Source: RefSeq, a predicted model, not a curated record